AUGGAAAUUUCAAGCGCCAAGUACCGUGUAGGCAUGCCGCCGGUGCGGCCUCUGCCCUUGGAGAACACAUGCGAUGUGGCGGAUGUGUGCAGUCCCGAUGUACUUGACGAGUUGUACGAGAAGGUGGCCGAUAUUCUCCGUGCACACGACAUCGACCUAACAGAGCCUUCAAGCGUGGAUGACGAUUUCGAUGACGAUUUCGUUGUCUCGAGUGGUGCCUGGAGCUCAUCAUGCGAAGAUGAUAUAGAGCGCCCCAUCUCCCUGGUAUAUCGGGCAUAUCCCAACGUCCCUGAAUCUGCCCGGUUAACUUUGUUGGUCAUGGCCCGUUGGACAGACUCACCGGAAGCUUGGGAGCUCGCCGUCCAGGCCAUUAGGCCUCUGGUGCUCGAGCACCUACCUACACAGCAGGAGGUGGAUGUCGAGAUGAUCGAUGAGGGUCACUUCGUCUCACUAUCCCUUUCGCCAGUCGGCAACGACCCUGAAAUCGCUCGGAUCUGGGACGGAAUAUCGCGCGAGAUUGUGGAUGUUCUCCAAAACAACCCAGCGUCCCGAGGCACUCUGACCGCCGUCACGGUCUUCCGGGCGGGCAAAACAGAAUCCAGCGAGAAUCCUGUUACCGUGUACGUUGCGGUCAGUGAUGAUUGCGCCCAGGCUGAUUGGCCUCCUAUUAUCGCUGAUAUUAAGAGGAUCAUCGAACCCCACCACCUGGAAUUGAUCUUCGAGCACAGUUCCUGGGAGUCACUUGCGUGUUUCGAUUAG
Messenger RNA from Clonostachys solani, 759 nucleotides. The record is from the annotation of a GenBank genome assembly. Lineage: Eukaryota; Fungi; Ascomycota; Sordariomycetes; Hypocreales; Bionectriaceae.